This is a messenger RNA of Cynara cardunculus var. scolymus (artichoke), 444 nucleotides long. Its product is annotated as wall-associated receptor kinase-like 22. Gene Ontology annotation, biological process: cell surface receptor signaling pathway; protein phosphorylation. Gene Ontology annotation, molecular function: protein serine/threonine kinase activity; ATP binding. Gene Ontology annotation, cellular component: plasma membrane. Bases 1 to 444 code for a protein of 147 amino acids. The transcript has a single exon. The record is from RefSeq and is a predicted model, not a curated record. NCBI's taxonomy places the organism in Eukaryota, Viridiplantae, Streptophyta, Magnoliopsida, Asterales, Asteraceae.
AUGAGAUUACAAAUUGCUACAGAGGUUGCAGGAGCCCUUGCUUAUUUGCAUUCAGCAACUUCCAUUCCAAUAUAUCACAGGGACAUUAAAACCACUAACAUUCUCUUGGAUGAGAAAUACAGGGCCAAAGUUUCAGACUUUGGAACUUCAAGGUUCGUAUCAAUGGAGCAAACUCAUCUCACUACCUUAGUUAAAGGUACAUUUGGCUACCUAGAUCCUGAGUACUUCCAAUCUAGCCAGUUCACUGAAAAGUGCGAUGUUUAUAGCUUUGGAGUUGUUUUGGUCGAACUCUUGACGGGAGAAAGACCAAUUUCCCUGACUAGAUUUGGCGGAAAUAGAAGUUUGGCUACACAUUUUCUGUUGGCUAUGGAAGAUGGUCGUGUUAUGUCUAUUUUUGAUUCGAUGGUGAUUAAGGGGGUAGCAGGGAUGAGCUCUUGGCAGUAG